AUGUUGCACAAGCUGGGCGGCCAGCCCGAGAGCUACGAGAAAAAAUCGAAAUACAAGUUUGGCAGGACUCUAGGUGCCGGAACCUAUGGCGUCGUCCGUGAGGCCGACGGCCCCAACGGCAAGGUCGCCAUCAAGAUCAUUCUCAAGAAGAAUGUAAAGGGCAACGAAAAGAUGGUCUAUGAUGAGCUUGAAAUGCUCCAACGACUUAAGCAUCCGCACAUUGUCAAAUUUGUCGACUGGUUCGAGUCAAAGGACAAGUUCUACAUUGUCACCCAGCUUGCGACCGGCGGCGAGCUGUUUGACCGCAUCUGCGACCAGGGCAGAUUCACAGAAAAGGACGCGUCCCAGACGAUCAAGCAAGUCCUCACAGCUGUCGACUACCUGCACAGCAACCAGGUCGUCCAUCGAGAUCUGAAACCCGAGAACCUGUUGUAUGUUACUAGGGGUCCCGCUUCUGACCUGGUUCUCGCCGAUUUUGGCAUCGCAAAGACACUCGAUAGCAAGGAGGAGACUCUACAGACCAUGGCCGGCUCAUUUGGCUACGCCGCCCCCGAAGUCAUGAACAGAGAGGGCCAUGGAAAACCCGUCGACAUGUGGUCCAUGGGCGUCAUCACGUAUACGCUUCUCUGCGGCUACUCGCCUUUCCGCAGCGAGAACCUUGCCGAACUGCUCGAGGAGUGCACCCAGCACUCAGUUAUUUUCCACGAGAGAUACUGGAAGGAUGUCAGCGAAGAUGCCAAGGAUUUUAUCCGAUGCCUCAUUGUCCCCAACCCCGACCAGCGAGCCACUAGCCAGGAAGCCUUGAGACACAUUUGGCUGAGCGGCGAGAACGCCACCGAGCACGACUUGCUUCCCGAGCUGCGCCGCGCCAAGGAGGCGCGCGCCAAGCUCAGGAAGGCCAUCCUCGCCAUCCAGCUGCAAAAGCGCAUCGUCCGCCUCCGCCAGGAGGCCGACGAAGACGACGACGACAACGACCUGCAAGACGCCGCGCAAAACGUGGAGAGCACCGGCCUCGCCAAGGCCUUCUCCGGCAUCAGCGUGUCCAGCAGCGGCAGCGGCAGCAGCGGCGAGACCAAGAAGCCCUCGCUCAAGGACACCGUCAGGAGCGGCGCCGUUUUUCGCGAGGUCGUCCUCGCCAAGGUCCGCGAGGAAAAGGCCAAGAAGGAGGCCGCCCUUCAGACGGACGAGGAUCUCGUGCAGGAGGCACGCCGCCGUAGCUUCAACACGCAACACUCGUGA
Molecule: messenger RNA, 1239 nt
Organism: Cordyceps fumosorosea ARSEF 2679
Lineage: Eukaryota; Fungi; Ascomycota; Sordariomycetes; Hypocreales; Cordycipitaceae
Product: calcium/calmodulin-dependent protein kinase
Exons: 5
Coding region: 1-1239 (412 amino acids)
Biological process (GO): cellular response to oxidative stress; protein phosphorylation
Molecular function (GO): calcium/calmodulin-dependent protein kinase activity; ATP binding
Source: RefSeq, a predicted model, not a curated record